AUGGAUGUUUCAUUAGAACAAUUGAGUGAGAUGUCGAUAUCUCCUCGCUACUGGGGGAUAUAUACAUCCCUGUACAGUUCAUUGCCCCCGGAGGCCGUCAAACAGCUCGAGCGUGCCAUCUGGCUCAAGAUGUCAGGACUCGCCAACGAAGCCAGAGCAAUAUUCGGCAAUGAGCUCGGAUCUUUUGCAGCAGUUCCGGUUGUCGCUAUUGAGCACGCCGACCUCGAGUUGGAGGCGGGCAAAUGGGGCCGGGCAUGGGGCAUCCUAAACUCAGAGCUUUUACGGCUGCGAGAAGCCAAAGAAGACCUUGAAUCACCCGAACAUCGACUCAUGCUUUUGACAUGGGCCAUGCUCGGGACGAGACAUCGAGGUGAUGUGACGUCGUCAGCUAUAGAGAUUGAAAGAACCCAGCAUUGGCUUGCUGGAGUACCUGUAGAGGAGUAUACUGACAUCCAGGCAGGCUGCAUUCGCCGAUAUGUCAUCGCAAGUCUGUUCACCAGGCUCUAUUCGGGAUACAAUAAUCCAGAGUCAGAGCACAUCCCGUUACAUGGCAGGACAGACGCUUCAGGUGAAAGGAUACCCUGGGGUGGGCUACAACUACUGCGGCGCUCCCUGACGCAGCGAGGCAUGUUCAACGAGGCCAAUGCCCUGUUCCGCGCGGAGCUGAAUCGCACGCCACCAGAAGACCGAGGCCCUGUGGUCAACGAGUUUCUGGAGGCUGUAGCGAGCAUCCCUCUGAGUCGGGGUCGGGACUACAUCGAUGCUGUGGUUCGCCUCCAGUGGGCGACCACACAUAUUCAGCUACAAGCACCAGAAAGCGCCGUUGAGGAGUUCGGCAAAUCUGAGGCGGCUUUCCAGAGGUUCUGUGAUGAAUUUGGUAUUAGAAACAAGGAGGCCACACCGCAUAUGCAAGCAAUGGCCUACGAGAGGCUGUCAUGCAUCAACGACCCGAUCGACAAAUUAGAGCGGACAGAGGAGCUAGCCGCUCAUAUGGAAGCUGUCGACGGCACGAAGACUGGCUAUUGCUUAGCGGCAGCUGCUGAUCUCUCGAGGAAAUAUUACGAAGUCACUGGAAUGGAAUUGUUCAGGACCACGUAUUUUGAUGUGCUGAGGCGCCUCGAUACGUAUGAUCAGACUGUAUCGGAGGACAUUUGCGAUCUGGUGCACCAUCAUGUUGACCUCAAUUCUGUUGCGCUCGCGAGCCUAAUUGAUCGCGAUAAGGCUCUCGACUGGAUUGAUGACUUCUUUAAGCAGUAUCCGCACUUCGACGCCCCAGUGGUGCGGGCGUUGCUCCUUAGGAGUCAGGCAUCACUCCUGCGAAGUCUUCGUCGGCAGGAUGAGGCUGGGAGGAUCGACGAGGAGGCCAGUCGAUUGGAGACAUCCACACCAUCCGUGGGCAAUUGGAUGCAUUCGAGACAGAGCCGCCGCGAUCCAACGAAAAGGGGUACCACUCCUUCUGUACAACAAGAUACCCAGAAUCAGGUUCAGGACGAUGAUGGGGAGGAGACAUUCUAUUGGGGCUGGAGCGAUGCUAUUGGAGACCAGGCAAAAAUACAAGAAAUGUCCAUUCAGCUGGUACUGACAUGGCUGCUUGAAGACAUCGCCACUGGGAACUCUGCCCUUGAAGAGUUCAAGAGUAUGAAAGAAGCCGCAUUGAAAGCUAUUGUCUUCCCCAAAGCAACCGACAUCGAUGAGCCCACAGAAGAACGGUACACGCGUCUCUGUGCAUGGCUCAGUAAACCCCCUGUGCAUCAAAAGAACCGUCGACUGUUCUGUUUGGUCAUGCUCAGAUUCGGGAGGCAGAUGCACUUUUCUGAUCUUCAGCUCUGGGACCUUCGCCUCUCUGAGCUCAAGAGUCUACUCGAGCUCGAAGAAAGCCUCCCCCAGAUCAUCCGGGACAAGUUUCCAGGUAGCAAGGGCAGUUGGCUGUCCCAAAUAGCACUCACAUACAUGGCACCGCUAGAUUACUGGGCGGAUUUCACCAGCGCUGAAUCAGGAGAACGAUUGUCAAAUGCCCAAACAUACAACGACCGUGCUCUGGCUGAGUUUCGUCGAAACAAGGACCUCGUUCGGGUGGCUCUUCACCAGCGAUCUGGAGCGCAAAUCUGCAUGUUCAUGAUCAGGCGGAUAAGACAAUUGGAGCAGCAAGCAGCGAGCUCCAACGAUACCAAAGGCAGAACAGCAGAAAGUAGGCAUAAAGUGGCAGAGAAUGAUAUUUAUUGCCUUUCAGACUAUGCCAAGGCUCAAAUCCACGACCUCCGCAACAGAGGGAUCAGUCAGGCUGAAGAGGCUGAUGAGAUAUUUUCGAUGAGCGAGCUCCAUGCGUCCACAAGUUCAGGCCUAGAAGGAAUCACACACCGGCAGAGCAUCACCGCGGGCAAUGCCAAUGCAUUCACGGUCCUCACAGCCAUCGAGCUGCUCCUCGCGGCUCCAGGUGAGCCAUCUGAUGAGACUAUCACCAAGGUAUGGCAGUGGGUGCAGAAGUUCAAAGCACGGUCACUGGCGCGGACCAUCGGAGUGCGUAUGUCCGCUCCACUCGAGCUUGUGAGUAAGAUCAAGGCAUAUCCUGAAGCUGCACGCGGUUACGAUGAGAUGAUGGAGCUGGAACAGCGUAUUGAGAAGGCUGAGGGGAUGGCCAAAUUCAAUCUGCGUCGGCAGCUGGACAUGCAUCGCCGAACCAUGAGAGACACACACGACUUGCUGAGGCAACUCCUCGACUUGAAAGAGGCCCAGCCAUUUGACUUGUCUGAUGUGGCCAGAAUCACAGCCCAGAGUGGUACAAGCAUUGUCCUGGUUGACUGGUUCUACCUCCCUCCAUAUUUCACUGGCGACGUCGGUAGAUUCUUCCUGUUCACAACUAAGAACCGAUCUAAACGAAACAUAAAUAUAAAACUAACCAUGGAUAUGUUGGCUACGAAAGUAGGGGAUGUGGUUGAUUGGAUGAAAACAUAUCUUACCCCAGAAAGUUUUAAAGAUAUACAAGAGGAGAAUCUCGACACCCCAGAGGCACGCAAAGCAUUCGAUAGCAUGCUAGGUGGUCUCAUUGCGCCGCUUUCCCGCCAUGUCAAGCCGGGUGAGCUCGUUGUCCUGUGUCCAUCCUCCUCUCUCCACCGGCUUCCGCUCCACGCACUUGCGAUCGGAGGACAUCAAGCGUUGAUACACCGGAAUCCAGUCGUUUACACACACAGUCAGUCACUUCUGCGCUCCUGCUUCGCGGCCACGGAGGUGGCACGACCAUCGCUAGCGCCUAUCAACGUCAAAUUCAUAUCAGGCAUCGCAGAAUCCGAAUCCACAUACCUUAAAGCAGGACGGGCUAGUAUCCAGACGCUUGCCCGUGAGUUCCACACAGAUCCAAUGAUAGACCGGACUGCCUCCAAGAAGGACUUCCUGACUGUUGCUGGAAAGUCUCGUCUCCUCCAUAUGCACACUCAUUGUGGCUGGGGAUCGAAAGAUCCUUUGGAUCACAUGGUCGAGUUUCCUAUGCCGUUUGCGCCACCUAACGAGCAACGCCCGGUUGAGAGUGUCACGGCCCGAGAAUUCUUUGAUAUUCUAGUCUCACCAGGCACACACAUCAACAUGAUAGCGUGCCAGGGGGGUGUCGUGGAUGUGCCUCUAGGAGACGAGGUCUUGGGACUUGUCCCUGCGCUGAUGUGUUCUGGGGCCAGUUCAACUGUAUCGACGCUGUGGAAAAUCAACGACACACACGGGUCGAGGUUUUCGAAAUUGUUUUUCGACUCUUUCUCUAAACAGAGCACCUCCACAGAUGGCAAUACAUCCAAAGCUGGUGGCAGCCUCAUAGUGAAUCUUGCCAAAGCAAUGCAGGUCGCCGCCCAAGCGAUGGACCAUUCGACGAACCAAGACAUGGACGAUGAGAAGCAAGAGCCUCUCUAUAGAUGGGCAGGAUAUGUGCUUCACGGCUGUUGGCAAUUCCUACUUUCGGGACAGGACAUCAAGUCGUUGCACAAUAGGUAG
Fusarium fujikuroi IMI 58289 is the source of this 3972-nucleotide messenger RNA. RefSeq lists its product as uncharacterized. The record is from RefSeq and is a predicted model, not a curated record. Lineage: Eukaryota; Fungi; Ascomycota; Sordariomycetes; Hypocreales; Nectriaceae. Bases 1 to 3972 code for a protein of 1323 amino acids. The transcript is spliced from 2 exons.